AUGGCACCCGAUCCUCAACCAGACAAACCCCCAGCCGCCGAACCGGCGCAGGAGAAUGAGGCCGCCGAGGAACAGCAGCCAACGCCCGCCUCUCCUCCACUGCCCCAGCGCCACACCGCCGUGACGCCCGGCCCUCGCGCCGCGCGACUGCAAGAGCUCUACUCGCGCUCCCUCCGCAAGACGCUCGGCAAGAUUGGAUGGGAAAACGUCGCGGGAUGCUAUCCUACCGUUGCGAAAAGGGCAGAGGGCGUGCUGAGGCAGGUUCAAGGUCAGAUGGUUGAGAAGCUGGGGGAGAAGUGCGAGGUUGUACCAAAACUCAAUGACCUGGAGAGUCUUAUAAGCGACGCCUCCCGCCGGCGGGCCGAAUCAACAACAGAAACCCAACCAACACCACCUCACCUCCUUCCCCCAUCCGCUAUUCUUGCCGCUCACAUGACGCCCUCCCUCACGGCGCAUCAGUCGCAGCUCAACGCGCGCCUCCAGACGACGCAGUCGCAAAACGCCCUUUUGCACGACGAGGUCGGCCGGCAGCGCGACGAGAUUCGUUCGUUGCUUGAGGCUCUUGAGGGUGUGGUCGCCGAUGUGCAAGGUGCAAAUGACGCCCUGCGGCCGCUGGUUGAUGAGGUGGCUGCCGAGACGAGGGAGGGUAUUGCGGCUGUUGAGACGGCGAGUGGUGGUGGGCGAGCACCACCACCACCUACGACGACAACGUAG
Molecule: messenger RNA, 714 nt
Organism: Fusarium vanettenii 77-13-4
Lineage: Eukaryota; Fungi; Ascomycota; Sordariomycetes; Hypocreales; Nectriaceae
Exons: 3
Coding region: 1-714 (237 amino acids)
Biological process (GO): chromosome segregation
Cellular component (GO): MIS12/MIND type complex
Source: RefSeq, a predicted model, not a curated record